Aureobasidium subglaciale EXF-2481 is the source of this 1992-nucleotide messenger RNA. RefSeq lists its product as uncharacterized. NCBI's taxonomy places the organism in Eukaryota, Fungi, Ascomycota, Dothideomycetes, Dothideales, Saccotheciaceae. The record is from RefSeq and is a predicted model, not a curated record. The transcript has 2 exons. Bases 362 to 1780 code for a protein of 472 amino acids. Gene Ontology annotation, molecular function: NADP binding; flavin adenine dinucleotide binding; N,N-dimethylaniline monooxygenase activity.
UGAUCAUGCCAAAUUCUUGCCAAUACCCCCGACUAGGCAGGUCCCUGUGUGUUUUCGCCCUCCUGCAUUUUUCUAUCCCUCUUUUGCGUUUCUUUAUUGCUAUUUGAUUUUGCGUGUACAUAUAUCUUGCGAGGUGUGCUGUUAACGCGACAAAAGAAAAGGCUUGACUGUUGAUUUGCCGUUCUUAGAGGAUUUCGCCGCGAUCUAUCUUGUUGUUCGGCAUAGAAAUGGUGUCUGGAAGAAUCAGAAGAGUGGCGGUUAUUGGAGCCGGUCCCUCUGGUGCUAUCACCGUAGAUGCUCUGGCUCAAGAAGGUGUCUUUGACCAGAUUCGUGUUUUCGACAGACAAGAAGGUCCCGGAGGAUGUUGGUAAGUCUCUUUUUGUUUUCGAUCGCGCCAGCAAGUCGUACUGCCGAAAUGAGCAUAUAUGAAGCCCAUCUAGUGAUGACUUGUUGUAUUGAACAUAGUUUUGACAAAACGCAUAGGUAUGGAGAUAAGGCACCACCACUCCCUCUCAGUCACUUCGGAGCUUUGGCUACAAGAACAGCAGACCAGCCGGUAGAAGUGCCUGAAAAAUUUCCAGCUCAUACCAGGAGGAACGAACAGCCCCGAUGGACAGACUCGUCAAUUUACCCCUACCUGGAGACUAAUGUCGAUGUAGUCACCAUGGAGUACACUCAGGAACCCAUAAUCGGGGCACUGUCCGCGCGAACAAUCGAGUUGCAUGGCGAAAAAUCGCCCUUCCGCCAUUGGACUGUGAUGCGAGACUAUGUGACUAGUCUGUUCAAACGCAAUGGCUACGAAGACCUUGUUUCUUACAACACUCAUGUUGAGAGAGUGGAGAAGAUUGGUGACGAAUGGAAGAUCACGUUGAGAAGAGAGGAAGACGAGAGAGACUAUUGGUGGGUCGAGUGGUUUGAUGCCGUGAUCGUCGCUAGCGGCCACUUCAACGUGCCAUAUGUCCCGGCUGUCAAGGGUCUAGAAGAGCUUGAAAGACAACACCCUGGCAGUGUCUUACACAGCAAGAUGUAUCGCGGAAGGGAUGCAUACAAGGGCAAGCGUGUUGUCGUCGUUGGUGGCUCAGUCUCUGCAGCAGAUAUCUCCACCGAUCUUGUUGGCGUAGUAGACUCCAAAGUCUACGCAGUCGUCAACGGACACACCAUCAACCCAUACUUCGGAGAUGGCGCUUUCAACAAUGUUGGGGUCAUCAGAAAGCCUACCAUUUCGCACAUUGAUACUUCGCAUGGCCAGCGCACGGUGCACUUUAUUGAUGGUUCAUCGGCCGAGAAUGUUGACCACCUCAUUUUUGGCACUGGAUACUCCUGGAGUCUCCCCUUCCUACCAGAUGUAAAGAUCAGGAACAAUAGGGUUCCUGGGCUCUAUUACAAUGUUGUAUACCAGCAAGACCCGACAUUACUAUUUGUUGGAGCAGUCGGCGCAGGACUAACCUUUAAGAUUUUCGAGUGGCAAGCAGUGCUCGCAGCGAGAUUGCUAGCAGGACGUGCCGAACUGCCAUCUAUUGAUGAACAACAAGAGUGGGAGGCGGAGCGUGUGAGAAAGAAGGGAGAUGGACCGGGCUUCAACGUCAUCCAUCCGGAAUUCGAGGAGUACUUUGAGGCUGUUAGAGCUCUUGCUGGACCUGGCGCAGAUGGCAAGGGACGGCCUCUGCCUCCUUACAAGCAGGAGUGGUUUAAAGCGUUCAUGGACGGGCAUGAGUUGCGAAAGCAGAUGUGGGACAGAAAAAACGCUGCUGCUGUCGAGAGCGCCAGAUCAAGAAUAUGACCGGCGCUUUGAACUAAUUGAGUACUACAGCAGUUGUAUUGACGAUUGAAUUGACAAAUUCUUUCAACAUCGAUUGUCAUGUACUAUUCUCACCCUCUCGGUGCAUACCCUUCGUCUCGGGAUGAAAGCGUAUUGAGUCAAGACAUGCGAAAACGAUGUAAAUGGCCUCACUUGGCUCGACGCAGAGACGUAGCUGGCUUGCGGCUGUCCAC